CACACCGUACGUGCAGUGGCCAGCCCAGUGCAGAGAUGGUGCAUUCAUUAAAGUAUACACACGAAGAAAAAUCACAAAAGUGAUAAUUAUGGGCGAAUUAUAUAUGGAUGGAAAGGUCUUGUCUUGUUAUACACAAAUGCGUCACUAAAAAGUCUUAUAGAUGUCGUGGAAAUGCAAGAAAUGUAAUUAUAAGAGACCCUUCUCAGCCCCCCAGACGGACGAUAUUACGAGUCGAAAACGGUCGAGAAUAGUGACGUCACACAAUCGACGGCUCUUCAUACUCUCUCUACAUAUUGCAUUGAUUCCCCCUGCUGCCUUUUGCUGGAUCUGUAUUUAUUGUCCAAAUUUACCGUUUUCUUCGUAUAAAGUGACGUCCGAUUCCAGUUCUUGAACACUAAUUGUGUUACUGUACCCUUUUUUAUUGAAUUGUCAACUUGUAAAGUCCGAUUUUGACCUCUGGAUUGGAAGUCUUCGUUGUGUUGCUUCACAAGUUCACUCCAGAUUCCAGUGGUGUAUGUUGAAAAGGGGUCCCCAAGCUGUAGCGGGCUAUGCCCUGCUGGCUGCCGGGUACUGCGGGGGAGCCGAUUCUUCACGUUACGCUGUUUGAUUACCAAGGUGAGCGUUGGAGAUGGAAUCAUCAGAAAAUGGCAACCAAGGCAAACCAAAAGAAGGCAAAAAGAAGAGGAAAACUGGUACCCGGUGCAUCGUAUAUGGAUGCGGGAAUACCAUAUAUCAGGGUUUCGCUAUGCACCAAAUGCCAGGAAAGAUGCCACUAGGGCAAGAACGAUUUGAUAGCAUUCAGAAACAGUGGAUUGCUUUCAUUGGGAGAAAAAGAAAAUUUGACUUUAAAGAUGCAAAACAAUAUGCGAGAAUAUUUGUAUGUAGCGGCCACUUCCUGCUUGAAGACUACGAGCCAACACAAGUAGAAAUGUAUAGGAGAGGACUAAGGACACGACCACCAUCGUUAAAGGCUGGUUCCUCUCCUUCUUUGGAUAUUGCUGUACAGCCAUUUCCAUCUGACUGGUUCUUGCCUUCACCAUCUUCUCUACUGUCUUUGGCAUCAUCACCACCUUCAGGCACAUCAACAGCGGAUAGUCCACACUCUGAGUUUGCCAGUGCCAGCUGCUCAGUACCACCUACACCUGCUGUUAAUGCACCACCUUCAACUGAUUUCCAAAGUCCGUCUCUCUUGGCGCAUGGUCCUGAUAAGCCAAAGCGAAGCCGCAAGGAAUCCAUAUACAUCAGAAAAAGAGAAGCUGAUGCACUGUUCAUUGAAUAUGCCAGACAAGCAGAGGAAGAACAAGCCCAAGACAUUCUAGAUCGCUCAAAAGGUGAACAGUGUGGCGUCAGAACUGCUGAUCGCAAAGUUGGAAUUCGUGUACAGAAACGUUCCUGCAAAGUUCAUGUAAAGCCGAAGACCAUGUCAAAAGGAACUCAAGUGAAUAUGACACAGAAGACACAUAGUCAGCAUCCAGUAGGCCUUCAGAUUUCAGAUGCUGGUACUCAAACUGAGACAACUAAUACACAGGACAAGGAUGAGGAUAUGAUGGAUGAAGAACCUGAUGAGGAUCCAGACUUUGAGAUAGGUUCAGAUUCGGAUGAGAAGAAAGAUCCAACCUACAAGCCAGGCAAAUCCAGAAGAAAUAGAAGCUCAUCAGAUGAGGAAACAUACAAAGUGACCAAAUCAGAUGAUGUACUGAAAGAAGAAAAGUACAUAGUCUUUGAAUCCAACCUGUUUGCAUUGUUCAACAAUUGCUUCAGUUGCCUUUCCAGUGAUGUACAGGUUGAGAAGAUUUGCCCUAGAUCUUUUGGCUCGCAGAUAAAGAUCAGGCAAACGUGUCUAAAGUGCAGUAAGAUUAAGGAAUGGCAUAGUCAACCAAAAGUUGGGAAUGUUUCUGCCGGAAAUUUGCUUUUGUCUGCAGCCAUUUUGUACGGUGGAGCCAGUCCAACCAAAGUCUUACGAGUACUCCAGCAUAUGAAUUUAAAGGCAAUCACUAACAACACCUUCCUGGAAUAUCAGUCUACCUACUUGCAGCCAGCCAUCAUGAGGGUGUAUGAACGAGAGCAAAGGUCUCUCCUCAGACAGUCAAGAGGGGAAAAGUUGGUCUUGGGAGGAGAUGGCCGUGCCGACUCACCAGGGCAUUCUGCCAAAUAUGGCAGCUAUGCCCUUAUGGACAUGAAGAGAAAGAAGAUCAUUAAUGUGGAGCUUGUGCAGAGCAAUGAGGUGUCAAGCUCAAACGCCAUGGAGAAAGAAGGUUUGGCGAGGGGAUUGGCGAAGCUUUAUGGAAUGGGAGUAGAGGUAGGAACCCUCAUCACUGAUCGACAUGCCUCGGUGGCUAAGUGGUUACGGGAGACAUACCCAGAGAUUGAUCACCGUUAUGAUGUUUGGCAUAUCGCAAAAGGAGUGAGGAAGAAAAUCACAGCUGUAUCAAAGCUGAAGGAUUGCGAGGUAGCUCACAUGUGGAAGCAGUCGAUGAUCACCCACAUAUACUGGUCGGCUGCAUCUACCCCGGAUGGGGAUGGAAAUAUUAUGGUAUCGAAAUACAAGUCAGUCUUCAACCACAUGAGAGAUGUGCAUGCUCAUGAAGGCGUCUAUCCUAAGUGCGGCCAUGGUGAUGAUUACCCUCCACGUGAAUGGAUGAGAGAAGGAACAAAAGUCUAUGAGAAGUUGUCUGAAGAGCUGCUGAAAACUCGCCUGCUGAAUGACAUGAAGAAAAUGUCACCUCUCGCACAAACCAGUUCAGUGGAAUCCUUCCAUAGUGUCCUCCUGUACUGGUGUCCAAAGAUGCUGGCAUACUCUUAUGCUGGGAUGAAAUGCAGGCUGUACCUUGCUGCUCUGCACUGGAACGAGAAUUCAGACCGGUCUCAAGCAACGAAGUCUGAUGGGUCACCAAUGUUCCGUGUCACCUAUCAGAAAGCCAAAGAAGGUCGUCAAACUGUCAGCAAGGUGCUAACUGCAUGUACUUUUGAGUAUGUGAAUGCUUUGAUGGUGGAGACAGUACGACUCGUUUCUGGAAAGCAGAAACUCCGCUCUGAAAUGGAAGAGCUGCAAAACAAACCGCCACUGUCAUCGAAAUAUGAGAGGCCAGACAGGGAGGAGGCUAUUCAGAAGGCAGCAGCACAUCAUCGAUUUGCCAUGGAAUAGAAGGAAUAGAAUUGACUGUGUUUAGAAUACUAUUUCAAUUAUUACUGAAACUUUCACUUGUCUUUAAUCAUUGCUGGAACCAUUAGUUUGUUUGAAGCAUUGGUUAGUGUUGUAUGAAAUGUUAAAAAGAAAAAUCCCUGAUCAAGCUAAUUAGAUUGACCAGCUCUGUGUAUAUUUUUUCUACGGUAUUUUGCUUUUCCCAAUUCUAACUAUAUCAUUCAUCCUCAGUUGUAGUCUGAUUUGUAUGCAUUUGUAAAUAAGUGUGGCAAUGUCAUGAUAAUGUGAUAGGCAGGACAAGACGACUGAAAGAUAUAUUUUAAAUUCUAUUUCAGGGGUAUUAUUGAGAUAUCCGUUGAUUCUAUUUCUUUCCGAUAGUAAUUUGACUUGGGGUGUCAUCUUGUUAAUGUGAGCAAAGGUAAAAAAAAAAAAAAAAAAAAAUCACCAAUCUACAUUGUACUUGCAC
Lytechinus pictus (painted urchin) is the source of this 3608-nucleotide messenger RNA. RefSeq lists its product as uncharacterized. The transcript has 11 exons. Lineage: Eukaryota; Metazoa; Echinodermata; Echinoidea; Temnopleuroida; Toxopneustidae. The record is from RefSeq and is a predicted model, not a curated record. The coding region runs from base 629 to 3145 and encodes 838 amino acids.